CGGAGGGUGGGGGCACUUCAGAAAAAUUGGGGUGUGUAUGCAUCAAAGUGGUGUCAGUAUAUAGACCUGUUAUAUGUGAUUCUGUUCUGUGAAGUCAGGGUGGGGGAAAUGGGUCAUACCGACCUAUGGAAAGUUGGGGUGCCCCAUAGCAAAUGAUGCUCCUGCAUAGGGCAAAAUAUCUGAGCCAGAGCACAGCGUUACAUCCCAUUCAUGAUGUGUGGCUCUGCGUUUAAUGGAACUACAGGCUUUCUCCCCUUUGGGUGCAGCUUCACUAAUGCAGCAUUGUGGAAGUGCUGGCACCAAAAGUUAGUGGUUUUGAGGAUUGUUCAAAGGUUUCCUAAAGCUGGAGUGUCCCAGCCUUUCAGUAUGGUUGUAAGAUGGGAAACGUGGAUACCUGGAGAGAGUCUGAGGAUUGCAGAAUUUCAGGAUGUCCUUGGGGAACCCAAGAUUGCCCUGCAGAAGCUCCGUGAACUCUGCUUUAGUGGGAUUCCUUUUGAUGGUGGGCUGCGCUGCCUCUGCUGGAAGAUCCUCUUGAACUACCUCCCUGUGGAGAAGGCCUUAUGGAGCACCUUGCUGAAGAAGCAGAGGGAGCUGUAUUCCCAAUUCCUGAAGGAAAUGAUUAUUCAGCCUGGGAUAGCCAAAGCCAAUCUUGGUGUCUCCAGGGAGGAUGUGACCUUAGAGGACCAUCCACUCAAUCCGAACCCAGACAGCCGGUGGAACACUUACUUCAAGGACAACGAAGUGCUGCUGCAGAUAGACAAGGAUGUCAGGAGGCUGUACCCUGAUAUGGCAUUCUUCCAGCGCCCAACUGACUACCCCUGUUUGCUAAUCCUGGACCCCCAGAAUGAGUUUGAGACUCUCCGCAAGCGGGUGGAACAGACGACACUCAAGUCACAGACAGUGGCACGAAACCGGAGUGGAGUCACAAAUGUGAGUUCCCCGCUUAAAACAUCUGCUCCGAAUUCAUUGAGUGAGUAUGAAGUUCUGCCUAAUGGCUGUGAAGCUCACUGGGAAGUGGUAGAACGAAUCCUGUUCAUCUACGCCAAGCUGAAUCCUGGGAUAGCAUAUGUCCAGGGGAUGAAUGAAAUAGUGGGGCCUCUUUACUAUACCUUUGCUACAGAUCCCAACAGUGACUGGAAAGAACAUGCAGAAGCAGAUACAUUUUUCUGCUUCACCAACCUAAUGGCUGAGAUCCGGGAUAACUUCAUUAAGAGCCUGGAUGAUUCUCAGUGUGGCAUCACCUACAAGAUGGAGAAGGUUUACUCCACCCUGAAGGAGAAGGAUGUGGAGCUGUACUUGAAACUGCAAGAGCAGAACAUCAAGCCCCAGUUCUUUGCCUUCCGUUGGCUGACGCUGCUGCUGUCCCAAGAGUUCCUGUUGCCAGACGUCAUCCGUAUUUGGGACUCUCUCUUUGCCGAUGACAACCGCUUUGAUUUUCUACUGCUUGUCUGUUGCGCCAUGUUGACACUAAUCCGAGAUCAAUUACUGGAAGGGGACUUCACUCUGAACAUGAGGCUGCUACAGGAUUAUCCCAUCUCUGAUGUACACCUGAUUCUGAAGAAAGCGAAGGAGCUUCAGGACUCCAAAUAGUCCAUAGGCCUGGCAGUGUGUGUGUGAGAGAAACUGUGCAGUAGUGUAUCCUAGGAGACUCCUUCCUGUAUGUGGUGCAUCAUCAGAGCUCCUACAAUCUCUGCUGGACAUUUGGUUUUGUGUUCCAGUAAUUGGCCUUCUUGAAGACUUCCUUCUACUCUAUUAGGUCAAGGACUGCCUAUUUCCCCAGCUAGUCAGGUCCUGCACUCCAGGUUUUCCUAAUCUCAAACAACUCCACACUGCCUGAGCAGUGCUUUGUAUUUUUUUUAAUGACUAAGUUUGGGAAGAUGGAAAUUGUUUAGCUACAUAUCUCUCAAAGUCUCAUGAAAUGAACUUUUGUGAUCAUAGCAUUAUGGAAGCAUGUGCUCAUGCACAGGAACUCCUGCAUUUGGGGAAGGGACAGGCUGGGACCAGUGGGAUUUUGGUGAGUAUAGAGAGAACAACGUCUCCAUGAAAAUACAACAUGUCACUUUGAUGUCAUGCAUCCUGCUGGUUUGAGUAGCUGCUGGAUUUUGUUCCUUUCUGGCUGCAUUUUACCAUCUCUUUUGAGUGCACAAAACAAAAAGUCCAUUUUCCUCCUGGUGAGUGGCAGGUGAGGAUUCAAAACAGCAGAGUCUCCUCCAUGGGAAAGAGACUUUAAAAAGCUGGCAUGGGAGCAGGGGCGGCUCUAGGAAUUUGGCCGCCCCAAGCAGGGCGGCAUGCCGCAGGGGGCGCGCUGCCGGUCGCCGGUCCCGCAGCUCCGGGGGACCUUUUGCAGACGUGCCUGCAGA
Messenger RNA from Mauremys reevesii (Reeves's turtle), 2360 nucleotides. RefSeq names its product TBC1 domain family member 13 (gene TBC1D13). NCBI's taxonomy places the organism in Eukaryota, Metazoa, Chordata, Testudines, Geoemydidae. The record is from RefSeq and is a predicted model, not a curated record. The transcript is spliced from 12 exons. Gene Ontology annotation, biological process: activation of GTPase activity; intracellular protein transport. Bases 211 to 1590 code for a protein of 459 amino acids. Gene Ontology annotation, molecular function: GTPase activator activity.